AGCUGAACCUUCUCCGACCCAAAUUCCUUGCCGAUUUCGUUGUCUUCCACAGCGGGGCAGCGUAACCGCGAUCUACAGACAGCAUCACACAUCCAUGGGCAUUUGAGGAGAACUUAACUUGCUGUCGGAUGUCACAUACCAACAAUCUGAUGUAGACAGAAAGCUAUAAAAGUGCGGACACAUGUCCGCGCUCAGACCGUGAAGGCGUGCGCACCAUCGAGGACCAUGACAUGAUAACAGAGCUUCAGUUUACGCACGUUUACGCAAACGCAUUAACCGCCACACAUGGUUUUACAAUGGAAUCAAGUCCUAUCAUUUAUGGCGAGGAUUUCUGAAGUGAAGAUAAAAUGAAAAUAAAUGGCAGCGGCUUGAUGAACAGUUCUUCACUGAGCCCUCACGAUGAGAACACCCUGAAUCGCCCUCCCUGGGUCGCCACAACUUUGGGCAGUUUUCUGAUCUUCACUAUCGUGGUUGAUAUAUUGGGGAACCUCUUGGUGAUCUUCUCCGUCUACAGAAACAAGAAACUUAGAAACGCAGGGAACAUAUUUGUGGUGAGUCUGGCCGUAGCUGACCUUGUUGUGGCCAUCUAUCCUUAUCCUCUCGUCCUGGUCUCCAUUUUCCACAAUGGAUGGAAUCUGGGAUUUGUCCACUGCCAGAUCAGUGGAUUCCUGAUGGGACUGAGCGUGAUUGGAUCUAUAUUUAACAUCACGGGCAUCGCCAUCAACCGCUACUGCUACAUCUGUCACAGCCUCAAGUAUGACAAGCUAUACAGUGACAAGAACUCUCUUUGCUACGUCCUUCUUAUCUGGAUUCUGACCGUGGUUGCAAUAGUGCCAAACUUUUACGUGGGCUCCCUGCAGUACGACCCCAGGGUCUACUCAUGUACGUUUGCGCAGUCGGCCAGCUCGGCGUACACGAUUGCAGUGGUUUUCUUCCAUUUCAUCCUUCCAAUCAUGAUUGUGACGUACUGCUACUUGCGCAUUUGGAUCUUGGUGAUCCAAGUGAGGAGACGCGUCAAGCCUGAAUUCCGGCCUAAGCUUACGCCGCAUGACAUAAGGAACUUUGUCACCAUGUUUGUGGUGUUUGUCCUUUUCGCUGUAUGCUGGGCUCCUCUCAAUUUCAUCGGCCUGGCAGUCGCUAUUAACCCAGACCAGGUUGCGCCUCUUAUCCCGGAGUGGUUUUUUGUAUCCAGUUAUUUUAUGGCCUAUUUCAACAGCUGCCUUAAUGCCAUAGUCUACGGACUGCUGAACCAGAACUUCAGAAGAGAGUACAAGAAAAUUAUCAUCUCCCUCUGCACUGCGAGGAUGUUCUUUCCUGAGAGCUCAAAUGACGCUGUAGAACGAAUCAAAAGCAAGCCAUCCCCUUUAAUGACAAACAACAAUCAAGUCAAAGUAGAUUCGGUAUGAAAUCACGCAAAAGGACACUGUGAAUCCAAAACCAAAUCAACAUUUUAGCUGCUUCCAGAAUGAACUAUUUAUAAACGAUAUUUAUAAUCUGAAUACAAGUGUAUGUAUUUCUUGUACCUGUUGCUUUUACAAGAAGGUGCAUUUCAAAUGUCUUGCUUCGUCUCAGAGUUUACAAGUUCAUAACAUUAGGCCUUUUUGUUUUUUAUACAGCACAAUAGGUCAGAGCAUUGUUAUAUACAGUACAAUUUUUUUCAGGACAUCAUUAAUGCUACAAAACCAAUGCACAUACUGUUGUAUAUGAAGCUGCCAAGUGAGACGGUUGAUAGUUCUUAAUCCUCAUAAGUGCUUGACCUUGACUACAUUUACUCUACAUGUGCAAAAAUAAUGAAAUGAUUUCUGAUCAUCAGAGUAAGGACAUAAUUGCAUAAUAGGCUGUUUGCAUGACAAAAGCCAACCUCUUUACUUUUAUAUUACAGGCAGUUGAUAUUAUUAUAAUUAUUCAUUAAGAAGUGUGUUUUUGUACCAACAAACUGUAUUAUUAUUCAGAAACUGUGCAGCAGAAAUGAUGAAAUUAGCAACAAAUUCUCAUUGGAAAUAUGUGCCUCUGCUCAUAUUUUUGUGAGGCCCAAAAAAACUACUUUGACUGCAGGUUCUAUUUAAAACGAAUGAUACGGGGUGUAACAACAACAAUCAGUUUUCUGGUCAAUUCACUCAGUAGCUCAUUAUGCAAGGUGUUGUACUCGUGAGAAAAAGUGCUCGGGUUUGAGUAUGGUCAAAAUCAAGGUAAUAGUAUGUGGUUGCAGAGCAAUUGUUUUUCUUACAUUCACAUUUGAAAACACUUUGUUGCGUUUGGGGAAGAGUUUGGGUCAGGUGAUCUCUGCCUUCUUGAGGAAGUGUAUCAGGAAGUACAUGUAUCUGAAAUGUACAACAAAACGUACCACAAGUAAUGUAUUUCAGAUUAGCAAAAAUUUAAUCAGUGCCAUCUGUAAAAUGCAACCAAACAUACCCAGAGCAACGUAAUUUAUGUUGCAAAAAAAUGUAGGCUGAGGCAUGUAUUUGCAAUGAGACUGGGCUGGAUUUUAGAUGUGUUACAUCUACAUAUAUGGCGUUGUGAUGGACAUGUAACUGGUUUUGUUUAUGUUGAACUGCACUCUGUGCACUGAUGAUGUAGCGCAAACACUUUUUGCAAUGAGUUAUGGUCACAGAUUUUUUUUGCCAACUAGGGGUAAUAAUGUGAAAAAGGUGUUUACCUGCUUUGUUUACAAAAUUGUUUACAGAAUAAUGUAAUUAUGGUUACUACUAUAAUGAUUUAAAUUAGGGGUGGGCUGUAUGAUCUAUAUUUAAAUAGAUAGUUAUUUCAGAAAAUCAGUAAAAAUAAAGAGAUGCUGAAUAAAUUAAAAAUCUUCAGAAAUUAAAAGGGCUUUUGUCAAACACCCUUUGGCUAAGCUGCUAUCAGCUUUUUUUUCGGUUUGUGUGUUUUUGUGAAAUGUUCAUUUUCAGGUUAAUUUGAAGA
Molecule: messenger RNA, 2919 nt
Organism: Danio rerio (zebrafish)
Lineage: Eukaryota; Metazoa; Chordata; Actinopteri; Cypriniformes; Danionidae
Source: RefSeq, a predicted model, not a curated record